Molecule: messenger RNA, 1041 nt
Organism: Juglans microcarpa x Juglans regia
Lineage: Eukaryota; Viridiplantae; Streptophyta; Magnoliopsida; Fagales; Juglandaceae
Exons: 6
Coding region: 46-792 (248 amino acids)
Cellular component (GO): chloroplast
Source: RefSeq, a predicted model, not a curated record
GUGGAGUGAGAUUACAGUGGAAACGGAACACACUAGCAUCAAACCAUGACAGCAGCAUUGCCUCUGCACCGACUCUCCGCCUUAUCAUCAUCUCGAAGCUGCCAUCAUCCUCAUCAUACCACCACUCUCAACUGCCUCUCUUCCUUCCCUCCAAAUUCAAAACAAGCUCUCUUUCCUAAACCCCGAGAUCAUCAACCUUUCCGAAUCCAUAUCUCUCGCAGAGACGCUGCUUCCCUCUCCUUCCUUGCUCUAGUGCCUUUCUUCUCUCCGGUCGCGCCCCCUGCAUCUGCCUUCUCCAUCGGCAUUUCAGGACCGAAGGAUUGGUUGAAAGAGCAAAAGAGGAAGGCUUCCAAAUUCCUUUUGGCCCCUAUUGACGCCUCAAGAGAAAGCCUUCGCUCUGCCUAUCUCUUACUCACGGCUGUGGGUUCUGAAUAUACCAAUGAGGACUUAGAGAAAGUUCAAGGGCUGUUGCGGUCGGCCGCCAGGGAUUGCGUUCCACAGGAUAGGAAUUCUAUUGUUAGCUUUCAAGCCAGCACGGGAGUCGAGGUUUGUACAUUCCGAUUGGUUGUGAAAAAUGCAGCCUCACUGCUUGAUAACAAAGAUCCUGUGAAGCUGGAGGCUGAAGCUAUACUGAGUGAUCUUAUAAGAUCUUUCACUUCGCUGAAUGGUCUAGCAGGUGAAGCGGAUAUUCAAGUUGCUUCCAAUAGACAAAACGUAGCAGCUGCACUCAUGGAUACAAUAUCUUGUCUUGACAAGUUUGAGCAGGGUAUUAAAGAAUGCCUUGAAGUUUGACCAUCAUUUUAAUGAUUAAAGUAAUCAAGUGUAUAUUGUGCUGGAAGGUUUUACGCUUCUGACUGUUGGACAUGGAAGAUGGUGGAAGUAUGUCUAUAUUGAAUUGUUCUCGAUGUCCUGUAGUUCUCUUUCUAAUGUCUCCUUUCCCAUUUAUCUCAUUAUUUUUAGUUGAUGACUCCUUUUUCCUAUGAGGCAAGAUAUUUGUAAUUGAAUGUUGUUAUUGGAAGGGAGUUGAUGUCAGUUUUCUUA